AUGAUUGCCAUCCAAUUUGCCCGCCCUACCAUCCGCCAUUUCUCGGUGCACCGUCCGCGCCCCGACACUCGCACUUCCCGCUUCAUCACCAGUUCCUGCCUCUUCUCGGCGGUAGUUCUUCCCUUCAUACCUCCGGCGCUGGAAAGCUCUCGGGAAAAGAGCAAAGGCUAUCCCACCCACAACAAGCCACACCCCCCACUCUGCUUCCAUGCCCGCUAG
Molecule: messenger RNA, 219 nt
Organism: Aspergillus aculeatinus CBS 121060
Lineage: Eukaryota; Fungi; Ascomycota; Eurotiomycetes; Eurotiales; Aspergillaceae
Exons: 2
Coding region: 1-219 (72 amino acids)
Source: RefSeq, a predicted model, not a curated record